CGCGACUCGUUCGUCCAAGAGAUCAAGACGUAGGCAUCGUCUAUCUGUUCCUCUCCUCUUCCCAAUUACAUUUCUCUCGCAUUCGACUCGUUCAUUACCAUUACACACGACCUCUACUUGUUUUCUUGUGGCUCCGUGCCCUUCUCACCCACAUUUCGAGCUCUGAUCGGCCUCGUUCGUGCUCCGCUGCUUAAGCUCCAUCCCCAACCGUUCCCUCUCCGUUCAGCAGCUCUUGACCUGCUUUCACUUCUUACUCUCAGUCAAGAUGCUGUCACGUCAACUCGUUUCUCGUCUUCGGACAAGUGCGAAGUCUUCCCUUACACGGCCCCUGUCAUCCACUGCACAGCUCUCAGCUCAUCGUCCUCCUGCGCUCGCUGAGAUCACCCCGGACGGUGCUGCCCAAUUCGACGAACGACUGAAGCAGUUCCGUGAUGGCUUAAUCGAGGCCCAGAAAAGGAAGGAGCAACAAGAAAAAGAAGCCCGCGAGCGUGAAGAACAAGAAAGCGCUGGCAAGAAGAACGGUCCGCUAUCGAAGCUCAUCUAUGGGACCCCCGAGGGACGAGAGCUUGAGAAAGACAUCGAGCGAAGCUUCUCACAAGUCCUCGCCCGCGGCAAAUAUGUUCAUUCGAUCGUCUUUCACGAAGUAAAGCCCGAGAAAGUGGAAGAGUACAUGGAGCUGGUCGGCAAGUGGUAUCCCAAAGUCGCUUCUGCACCCGAGAACAAAGUCAAUUUGGUGGGCAGUUGGAGGACAGAAGUUGGAGACUGUGAUACAUUUGUACAUAUCUGGGAAUACCAGAAAUAUGCUGGUUAUCACGGAUCGUUGAACGCCAUACAUCAUCACCCAGAAUACCCUGAUCUUGAGCGUAAGCUCAAGACCCUCAUCCACAGCAAGAAGACGUCGUUGAUGCAAGAAUUCUCGUUCUGGCCUACAACACCUCCAAGACAGCUUGGCGGGCUCUUCGAGCUGCGAUCAUACACCCUACACCCAGGCAAUCUACUUGAAUGGGAGACACACUGGCGUAAGGGACUCAAGGCCCGAAGAGAGGUUAUGGAGGGCGUAGGAGCAUGGUUCGUGCAGGUUGGAGAUCUCAAUACGGUUCACCACCUUUGGCAGUUUGCCAACCUGGAAGAGCGUAAGCAGCGCCGAGAGAUGAGCUGGAGCGUCGAGGGCUGGGGUGAGACCGUUCACAAGACGGUCCCCUUGAUUCAGAACAUGAAGAGCAGCAUCCUCGUACCGAUGCCGUGGAGUCCAGUUGCCUGAGCGUAGGGUGUUAGUUUGUACUUCCACUACUCAAGUCUGGGUUCGAAUCAAUCAGGCGAGCAAGUCAGGCGGUUGUUGGGUUGGUGCAUGCUACGGGGAACAGAGAAAUGACAUUCGAAAAGAGAUUGUAUUGUUAUUUUUGCUCUUAUGAUAUUGCCUGGGAAGUAAGACAGAAUAGGCACAGUGUCUUUCUCAGGAGCUCUUAUAGCUUCGACCACACUGCUAAGUCAGGGAAAUAGCCAACCUCGUUUGAAGCAAUUUAUAGUUACUGAAAACACAAUUCAUUUAGAG
Messenger RNA from Pseudovirgaria hyperparasitica, 1552 nucleotides. Its product is annotated as NIPSNAP-domain-containing protein. Lineage: Eukaryota; Fungi; Ascomycota; Dothideomycetes; Acrospermales; Acrospermaceae. Gene Ontology annotation, cellular component: mitochondrion. The coding region runs from base 266 to 1261 and encodes 331 amino acids. The record is from RefSeq and is a predicted model, not a curated record. The transcript is spliced from 3 exons.